AUGAAACAAAGAAAGAAUAGGGCUCAAACGAAUAAGACAAAUAAUGAAGAUGAUGAUGAUGAUGUGAUGUUGGUUGAUCAAGAGGAAGCAACAAAAAGCACAAAGCUUAAUGUAAAUAACCUACAAGUGACUAAAAGAAGAAAGAAUAGUAAUAACAUUGAUCAAACAACAAGACAUACCGAUCAAAUACAAAGAAAUACAUCUUCCAAUCGGGUUAAUAGUAAUAACAAGAGAAUUCAUAAAGAUGAUGAUGAGGAUAAAGAAGAAGAAGAAGAAGAAGAAGAAGAGGAAGAGGAAGAAGAAGAAAAGGUAUACGAAAAGGAAGAAUUAAAGAGUAAACUUAAAAAAGAUUUACUUUUGAUUUGUCAAUCAAUGAAUAUUGAAGAUGCAUCAAUGAAACUAACCAAAGAUAAAAUGAUCAAGAGUAUUAUCAAUGUUCAAAAUAGUCGUAUACAACUUUUAGAAUUCAAAGACAAAAUGAUUGACAAUAAUCCUCUAAAUGAUUAUAACAAAGGGUCGCUUGAAUAUUCAUUGCCAUGGCCAAUCAUUGGUAAAAUACUCGAUUAUCUUUGGACUGAAUCAUCCAUUUGUACUUGUUACUAUAGUCAUCAAUUGAUUGAUACUAUAAGAUCGCAGCCUGCUGGUACUGAGAGUUUUGAUCACUAUCAAAUGUGGCCAGUCUAUCAACCAUUGUUGGAGCAACACAAAGAAUCAAGAAUGAAAUGUCCAAUGCAUACAUACCACUAUUUGAAUGAUUUGGAGCCAUCAAUCAACAUUAUUGUACCCUUCACUUUUCCCUAUCGCAAUGACACCAACAAAUGGAGAUUUCAACUACUUGCUGUGUCCAAACGAGUCAACCACUAUUUGUCGUUCAAAUACUUUACCAACAUUCGUCUUGAUAUCAACUAUGACACAUGGAAUCAUAUCAACAACCAGUAUUGUCCAAUCAAGGCACCAAAGAAAUUGGCAAUUCUCAAUCAUUGUGAUUACACGAGUUUGACAGGCAGCCGAAAAAACACUGCCAUGUUUACCUCUGUUGAAAAACUCUCGUUGGGUCAUCAUUACAACUAUACACCCGCCUAUACCAAAAAGUUACACAGUAUCUUUUAUAAAAUCAAAUCGUUUACUUUAAAAAGUCACAAUGGUCGAUUUCAACUUCAAAUGAUAUCUCAGUUCAAGCACCUUACAUCACUCCAUUUUACAACACCUCCCCAAGAUACGAAUCGACAAAAACUAUUGAUCAUUCUUCCAGCAGGGAUGGUGAAACUAUUACUUCCAGACCAAUGGUGCACCGAACCAAUCACACUCAAAGAUGAUCUAGCCAACACAAUUCAAGUUAGCAACAUUUAUCCACCAAAUCAAAUGCCAAACCUACGUACCUUUCAUGUUCUCAAAUCGUCACCUACAAUCUCAUCCUCGUUGUUUGAUCAUCCAAACGUUACCAAACUAGUCGUUUAUCAUGACCAAUUUCAAUCAUCACACAUUGCUACUUUAAACAUUGAUACUUUGAAACUUAACUUCUUGGUUGAUUUCGAAUUCAUCAUUAAAACCUCUAGUAUUUUCGAUGGAUUGAAUGCCAAACAACUCAUUUUACUCAGCAAUCGAGAUAUAACAGACAAAACGAUCAACCAUUUUAAAAAACUUGGAUAUGAAUAUAAAGGAGCUAUAUUUAAAGAAGCAUUAAAAAGACAACCACAUUUUAUUAAAACAUCAACUCCAACAUCAGAAAUUAAAACACCAACAAUACAAGAAAUAGUAGUAGUAUCACCAACAGCAACAACAACCAUUACAAUGGUCAACAACAACAACAACAAUCCAACACUUCCAUUUAUAGUAAUCGAAAAGAUUGUUGGAUAUUCAUGGAAUGGUUAUUAUUGUACUUGUGCCAAUGAUGAAAGACACCAACAUUUCAAUUUUCCAAAUUAUAUCAAUCAAUCUCGACGAUUCCUCAAAACCAAAUCAAUGUGUCCUAUACACAAAGAUCAUGUCCCAAGUUUCACAACGUAUAGAGGUGAAAGUAUGGUCAAACAAAUCAACCAUCUUCGAUUUGGAAUACCAAUGUCAUGCAAGAGAUUAUUUGAAUAUGUUUCAAAUAACCUUGUAAAGAGAUCUAUGUUAUCUUCGAUAGGGGAUUCUGAAAUAGCAGAUCAUUGCAAACACUUUUCAAAUCAAUAUUGUCUGUUGGGAAAAUCAAUUGAUACUCUUACAAUUUUUGUUCACCUUCCUUUCUACUCACCAAAUUGGAAUUUUUUAAAUCUUGGUCACUAUUUGAAAGUAAAAAGAUUGAAAAUCAUUCCUCCCAACAAUCAACUUUGUUUACUUGUGGUUGACAAACUAUUCCUCUCAUUGAGUCGUUUGCAAUCUCUUACCUCAUUGGAUAUAUCUCAAUAUUUACUAGACAGUGGCAAUGCACUCACAUUCAUCAACUCAUUAAAGAAUUUACCACUUAGAAAAUUAUAUUACAAUGAUUGUAAAGAUAACCAAUAUCUAUUCCAAGACAAUGGAUCCAUUUCAACUAGAUGGCCAUUAACACAAUCAUUGGAAGAAUUAUCAAUCAAUUCAUUUGAAGUCAUUCCAAAGUUACAACUAUUCCCAAAACUCAGACAUCUUAGAAUCAUUACCGGUCAAGAGGAAUAUAGCCAGGGUGCAAAUAUUAAAUUAACGGAUGAGCAAAUCAAAUCAAGUCUUCCGUAUAGAGUCACCAAACUAUCGUUCUACAAUAACAAUGUUGCCAAAAUCGGCAAUUUUAAUCGACAAGUGAGAGAGCUGGUGUAUUUAAACAGCUACCCUUUUGGCAAAUCUGAAAGUCCCUUUAGCCAUAUCCAAAAGAUCUCCAUGAGGUUGUCCUCUCAAAAUUUCAUCUACAGCCACCCAUUAGAUCAAACCAACUUUAAAUUCAUUGGAACCUUUUACAAGGGUGCUUCAAAUCGUUCAGUUCAAUAUAAAUGGGUAUAUUUAAGAAAUUUCAAUUAA
This is a messenger RNA of Cavenderia fasciculata, 2973 nucleotides long. RefSeq lists its product as uncharacterized. The coding region runs from base 1 to 2973 and encodes 990 amino acids. Lineage: Eukaryota; Evosea; Eumycetozoa; Acytosteliales; Cavenderiaceae. The record is from RefSeq and is a predicted model, not a curated record. The transcript has 2 exons.